AUGGCUUCAGAAGAUCUAUUUCAAGCUUACAUUGAAAGAACCCUUCCCAAAUCAGCAGAAGGUCUGGAAGAGGAAGAUCUGGUAGAAAUGGUGAAGAAAUGUGAGACAAAGGCGGCUCUGACCACCAUUUACUACCUGUCAAGGGACAUUACAGUCCGUGUAAAGCUGAUAAAGGGCGGUGCAAUCCCUCUUGUGUUGGAGAGUCUUGCAGAAGCAGAUAAAAGAAUCUAUGAAAGAGGGUUGGCGGCCAUGGAUCUGCUCUGUUCUUGCUCCGAAGGCCGAGCUGCUGCUUAUGAACAUGCUCUGACUGUGCCUCUUGUUGUGAAGAAAAUUCUCAGAGUUUCUACCUUGGCAACUGAUUUUGCAAUUUCUAUUCUUUGGACCCUUUGCCGGCAUUCUUCUAAUGGCUCGGCUAUGUUGGAUGCGCUUCAGUCGGGGGCGUUUCAGAAGAUUUUGGUGGUCAUUCAGUUGGGUUGUUCUGAGAAAACCAGAAUGAGAGCGACCCAAUUGCUCAAGUUGUUCAGCCACUACAGAGAUGAGUGGGAAUGUAUAGAGACUGUCGAUUUCAAGGAUGUAAAGCGAUCUUUUUAA
Molecule: messenger RNA, 591 nt
Organism: Cryptomeria japonica (Japanese cedar)
Lineage: Eukaryota; Viridiplantae; Streptophyta; Pinopsida; Cupressales; Cupressaceae
Product: U-box domain-containing protein 21
Exons: 1
Coding region: 1-591 (196 amino acids)
Molecular function (GO): ubiquitin protein ligase activity
Source: RefSeq, a predicted model, not a curated record